This is a messenger RNA of Diabrotica virgifera virgifera (western corn rootworm), 1524 nucleotides long. RefSeq names its product antichymotrypsin-2. Lineage: Eukaryota; Metazoa; Arthropoda; Insecta; Coleoptera; Chrysomelidae. Bases 134 to 1333 code for a protein of 399 amino acids. The record is from RefSeq and is a predicted model, not a curated record. Gene Ontology annotation, molecular function: serine-type endopeptidase inhibitor activity. The transcript is spliced from 4 exons.
AAUAUAAAACGAUAAAGAUACGAGUUAUUUACAAGUAACCUUACUGCGAAUACCUUAAAAUAACAAUACCUACUAGUUAAUGAAAUCAUUUUACAACCUAUUUAACAAUACCUUUUGUUGAUAAGCUGACAGAAUGAUGUUUUUUAGUUUGUUUUUCAUAAGCGCAUAUUUUUCUCAAUGCUUUGCUAGUGAGGCAGUAGAGAUAUUUGCAAAUGGCAUUGUUAAAUAUUCAGGUAACAUAUAUAAGGAGCUGGUUAUCGAUAACAACACCAAGGGCAAAAACUUUAUUACAAGUCCCCUUGGCGUACAAGUUAUUUUAGCCUUGGUUGGAGAAGGAUGCAAAGGAGUGACAGCUCAACAAUUAAUCACAGGACUUCAGUUACCGAAUACUAAUGUUAGGAGAGAAGUUAUUAACCAUUAUAGGACAUUAAAUCCUUUUAUAAAAGGUACAUUUGAACUAAAUUUGGCCAUUAAAUUGUAUAUCUCUAGAUACUUCAAAGUCCUUCCAUCGUUUUUGGAUUUGGCAAGAAAUAUAUACAAAUCAGAUAUAGAAAAUAUCGAUUUUUCGAAUCACGUUUUAGCGGCUAAUAAUAUUAAUAAGUGGGUCGCUCUGGAAACAAACAAUACCAUUCAAGGUUUGGUAGAUGCUAAUGAACUUAGUGCAUUGACCAAGUUUGUUACCGUUAGUGCUUUAUAUUUCCGAGGAGAUUGGACAAGAUCGUUUAGUCCUCAGAGAACAGACAACCAAAAUUUCUUUCCAAGAUAUUGCAAUAACAAUAAAAUUGCCAAGAUAGUUAAAACAAUGAAUGCUAUUAAUACAUACCUGUUUUUGGACUCAUCUGCACUGGAAGCAAAAUUUUUAGAAAUUCCAUAUAAAAACUCGAAUUGUAGUAUGACGUUUAUAUUACCACAUGAGCAAGAUGGUUUAUGCUCUAUAGAAAAGGACAUUCAGAAAUAUCUACAGAAACAAAAAUUGACAACUGAGCUAGUUGAUGUAUCUAUUCCCAAGUUUAAUAUUACCAGUUCAAUAAACUACAUACCACUACUGAGAAAGUUAGGUAUUACCCAAGUAUUUGAAGAAACGGCAGACAUGACAGGCAUAUCAACUCAAAGAGAUCUUUUUAUUCAAUUUGUUACACAAAAAGCAUUUAUAGGAGUAAAUGAACAAGGGACUUUAGCUACAGCUGCAUCAGCAGCUGUUGGAGUAAUACGUUCCUUACCUUUACCACCACCAGAUACAGACUUAACAUUUAAAGCUGACCAUCCAUUCUUUUACUAUAUUAGAGACAAUGAGUCAGGAGUUAUUCUGUUUAUAGGAAGAUAUGUUCAGUAAUACUACACCUUUUUGAAAAUCUGUAAACAAAAUAUAAAUAUAAAAAACACAAAUAAAAAAUAAAUGAAAAUAGUUCUACAAAUAAUCAUAUUAUUUUUUUACGAAUAAAAGGAAUAUCUAUUUGCAUUAUAAAUUUCAGAAAGUUGUGUAACAAGUCAAGAAAGUACAAAUAAAGAUUUUCAAAAAAUUAA